Messenger RNA from Plasmodium vivax (malaria parasite P. vivax), 1476 nucleotides. RefSeq lists its product as hypothetical. The transcript has a single exon. The record is from RefSeq and is a predicted model, not a curated record. Lineage: Eukaryota; Apicomplexa; Aconoidasida; Haemosporida; Plasmodiidae. The coding region runs from base 1 to 1476 and encodes 491 amino acids.
AUGGUUACACUUCCCCUCUGUAGUACCCUUCUGUUGGCCUUAAUCCUUCUCAUAAUUUCAACGUACACAUCCAAAAUAGUAACCCCCCCUAGAGGUGCUCACUACAACAAGGUGAUUGCAUCUGUGCAGCAUGGCCUGAAUGGGAGACACUCAUCGCAUUGUGAUAGGAUAAGGGGCCACUCCACUCGUAGGCUGUUCUUUCUAAAAAAGGAGAAACAAAAUGACUCGCAUUUCAAGGGGUUACACAACCUUAAGAGUUGGUUAGAUGGCCUUUUGGGUGAAAUACUGCCUGGUGAGAAUGGCCGUGGUAUGUUCGUAGGGGGGCAGAAAAGGUGGAGGCCGGGGCUGGGCGACGCGCUCGACGGGUUGCUGUACCCUCCCUACGAGGUGCAGAGGGGAGUCAGGUGCUACACGUUCGCGCCGCGCGGUGGGGGGGGAAGCAGUGUGGGUAGCAAAGUGGGUAGCAGUAUGGGCAGCAAUGUGGGUAGCAAUGUGGGUAGCAAAGUGGGUAGCAGUAUGGGCAGCAAUGUGGGUAGCAAUCUGGGCAGCCGCGUGAGCAGUAGUGUGGACAGCCGCGUGGGCAGUGAUAUGGACAGCAAUCUGGGCAGCCGCGUGGGAAGUAAUGUUGACAAACGCGUGGACGCUGGGCGCGACGGCCCCGCCCAAAUCGAGCGGUACAUCACCCGGCAGCUGAUACGUUUAGCGAGCGAAUUGAUGAGGAUACAGAGCGGGUGGGAAAAAGACAGAGCGGAGGAAAAUUCCAAAGCGAGCAGCAGCCUUAGCGGAAAGACUAACAACUGCGUGAAGUGGAAUUUUUACCUGAACAGGAAGAAUGCCCCUUUAAAAUGCUUCGUCUACGUGGAUGUGCCAGAAGGAACGGUGAUGUUAAAACCAGAAAAGGUAGAGGACAAAAAAAAAAAAAAGUUUUUAAUUUCAAUCAAUGCUUUAAAUGAUAUCAGAAGGAAUAAUAAAGAGAUACUAAAAAAUAUUUAUUUUAAAAAAUAUAAAAUAACUUUUGAUAACAUAUAUCGAAAUAGCAAUUUCGUAACUCUACUGGUUAGCAGAUUUAUUGACCACCCUUACCUCCUCAAUGUGUUUUCUUUUUUUUCUUUAACAUCUUGUGGCUACCUUCUGACUGAUGUGUUUUGCCAAGGGGUGUUGCAUUUAUUAAGUAGCGAAAUCAUUUGGAACCCCCUCGUAUACAACGUCUGGUGCAACGUAUAUCACACGACUUUGCCUUUGAAACUUUAUUUGGCCAAACAGACCUACUCCUACGGAAAAGUCGCCUUCGAUUUUUUUGUUAACUAUGUAAGAUCAAAAUUGAUUAGGUUGGAAACGUCGUUAAUCAAUUCUUCGCUGAAACGGAAGGUGGAAUUGGACUGUCGAGAGGAAAACAGGUAUGACGAUAAGACGUUUUCCAUUUCGACUGAGUGUGACAUUUCGGAUGAGGAAGAAGAGGACUUCACGUACAUUUGA